AUGGCUGGGAGCUGGAAGAUGGUCGUCAGCGUUCUGCUCGUGCUUCCACUCCUUCCGUUGGCCUCCUCGUCCAUGGUGUUCAAUCUUGACGGCAGCGUCUACCCCACAGCGUAUCCGGCGAUGCCCUACUACAUGGACAUCGACACCGGCAGCAACCUCACCUGGCUCGAGUGCCACGACAACGAUGGUCCCUGCAACACCUGCAACAAGGUGCCACACCCACUGUACCGACCGACGCUGAAGAAGCUCGUUCCAUGCGUAGAUCCUGUCUGCGACGCGCUGCACAAAGACCUGGGUACAACCAAGGACUGCAGAGCUGCACCGCGCCAAUGCGACUACGAAAUACACUACCUAGAUGGAUCGUCAUCUCUUGGUGUGCUCGUCCUUGACAAGUUCUCAUUGCCUACGGGCAGUGCCCCCAACAUCACCUUUGGCUGUGGGUAUGAUCAGAUGCAGAACUCCAAGAAGGCCACCAAGCGGGUGCCGGUCGACGGCAUCCUUGGGCUUGGAAGGGGCUCGGUAGACCUCGUCUCGCAGCUGAAGCACAGUGGAGCCGUCUCCAAGAAUGUGAUAGGUCAUUGCCUCAGCUCAAAGGGAGGGGGCUACCUCUUCAUUGGGGAAGAGAAUGUGCCCUCUUCACAUGUAACCUGGGUCCCCAUGGCUCCAGGAACACCCGGCUGCAUAUCAUAUACAUAUACUGCAUUUCCAGGGAAGGUAAUCACUACUCGCCAGGCCAAGCAACCCUGCACUUUGGAUAGAAAGCUGAUAGGCACAAAGCCAUUGAAGGCGGUCUUCGACAGUGGCAGCACUUACACCUACUUGCCUGAGAAUCUACAUGAUCAGCUCGUUUCUGAGCUGAAGGCCUCUCUCAGCAAGUCACUCAAAGUGGUGUCUGAUACUGCACUGCCUCUAUGCUGGAAAGGACCUAAACCUUUCAAAACUGUGCACGACCUCCCGAAAGAAUUCAAGCCAAUAAUGGUGUCUCUGAAAUUUGACCAUGGAGUCACCAUGACUAUCCCUCCUGAAAACUACCUCAUUGUUACUGAGCAUGGGAAUGCAUGCUUUGGCAUUCUUGGACUGCAAGGCUUGGAUCUGUUCGUAAUUGGAGGCAUCACAAUGCAGGAGCAGCUUGUGAUAUACGACAAUGAGAAAGGAAGGCUCGCAUGA
Miscanthus lutarioriparius is the source of this 1167-nucleotide messenger RNA. The record is from the annotation of a GenBank genome assembly. Lineage: Eukaryota; Viridiplantae; Streptophyta; Magnoliopsida; Poales; Poaceae.